UGUCUUUGCACAUGGGAGCUCCUCUUCCUGGAAUUCUGCUUCCUGCCCCCCCUCACCCUACCCCACAGCCUCCCAGUCCUUCAGGGCCCAGCUCCAUUCCCCAGCUUCUCCAGGACACCACAGCCACCCCUUCUUCUGCCCUACCUUCCCCAGCACUGUUAUUAUGGUUCACUGUGCUGAACUUAACAGGAUGCCUCAUGAGGAGGGAAAUCUGUCCUGCUUACUUCCAGAAGCCCAGCAGAGGGCUGAGCAAAAGCUGCAGACUGACACACAUCUCCUCCCUCAUCAAUUCAGAUUUUGACUCUGGGAACAAGGAAGAGCCUCCAUGCCCAGGAGACACCAGACAAAGGGGCAGAACCCAAGACAGCCUAGUUCCCAGCCUUAAAAAAAUUCACACUGGAGAAUUCUCCACCUCUUGCCAUUCUCCACCCUUCAGCCCCUGCAGAGAAUCCUGCACUCCAUGGACAGGGGAUGGAGAAGUUGGGCCUCAGAAAAACAGACAUAAAGAGAGAAGGAUUGGGGUCGGGGGGCUCCCCCACCCUCCGCCUGAGCGCAGAGGACCCUUAGGUCGCAGGCUGCGGCUGUGGAUCUGGACCGGCCUCGAUCUUCCAGGGAAGGAGCUCUUUCUCCGCAGCCUCGGGCUUCAGAGGCAACAGAAGCCUCUCUCUCUACCUCACAAGUGUCACAACUGCCAAAGCAGAGGGAGCGCCUUCUCUAGCCCAGAGGCCCCUUCCUCUCAACACACUUCGUAACAGCCCCCUACAACUCCUGGGGGCACCCCACCUCUGAGUCCCAUCUCCCAGCCCUAAGCUCUUCCACUCAGAGACUUUUCUCUCGGAGCGGGAGACCCUCCGACCUCAGCAGUCCCUCGCGGCUCCCGGGGGCCGGUACCGCCGCCCUUGGUACAGGAACCCACCGUCCCCGAACCGCCGCCGGCUUUCAGUGGCCCGUCCCCGCCCCGCCCGGCCGGCCGCGCCCGCCCAACUUGA
Molecule: messenger RNA, 989 nt
Organism: Kogia breviceps (pygmy sperm whale)
Lineage: Eukaryota; Metazoa; Chordata; Mammalia; Artiodactyla; Physeteridae
Source: RefSeq, a predicted model, not a curated record